GUUCCGAUUCUUCCUUGCUUUGCUUGGUCUUUGUUUUGUUUUUGUUUUUGAAUUUUUACUAGACAGCAAGGUAUGGUGUAGGUAUUUUUAUUAUUAUAUUAUAUUUUGGAGCCUAUUCUGUAUUGUUCUACAUAUUCUGUCCGUAAUUAAUUUAAUUUAACACAAUCUUGUGAUGGAAUCGAGGGACAGUAAAUCUUUGGAGCGUUCCAUUCCAGUUGAUGUUUUAAAUGACUUGUGCAGUCGAUUUAUAAUAAACGUUCCCGAAGAAGAAAGGAAAGAUUUGAUCAGAAUACUAUUUCAAGUGGAGCUGGCUCACUGGUUUUACCUGGACUUCUACUGCACUGAGGCAUACCAGACAAAGCUCAAGUCAUGUGGAAUGAAGGAAUUCACCAUUCAAAUCUUCCAGCAUAUCCAAGCACUACAGCAGUACGUGGGCCAGAUAGAUGAGGUGAUUGCGAUGUGGAGGGAAUACAAGCAGGCGGUCCCGACGUAUGGAGCUAUCCUGCUGGAUCAGGACCUCAGUCACGUUCUCCUGGUGCAGAGCUAUUGGGCCAAAUCCUCCUGGGGAUUCCCUAAGGGCAAGGUCAACCAAGAGGAAGAACCUCACCGCUGUGCUGCCAGAGAGGUACUGGAGGAGACUGGGUUUGAUAUCAGCAAUCUGAUUAACCCAAAUGACUUUGUGGAGUCCUUGGUUCAAGAACAACUGGUUAGGCUGUAUAUCAUCAGUGGGAUACCACAGGAUACGAAGUUUGAGCCAAAGACAAGGAACGAAAUUAAGGCAGUGGAGUGGUUUCCAAUUGCUGAUCUGCCAUGCAGCAAGAAAGACCUCACACCUAAAGUGAAGAUGGGCGUGAGUGCCAACUCCUUUUUCAUGGUGUUACCCUUUAUAAGAAGGAUUAAAAAGUGGAUUUUCGACAAGCAACAGAAAGGCAACACCCAUACAAACCGGAGACAGAGGUACAAGUCCAUGGGAGAUCUGGAGGUGCCCAGAUAUAAGUUUUCUGGAGAUAUCGAACCUGGAGCUGCAGCCAGCCCUAACAACAAUGGAGCUGCUAAGGGGAAAAAACACUCUUUUUCAACUACAUUACAGGCAGAGAUAGACGAUUUAAGGCAAGUUCAGGUGGGAGCCAAAGCAUCCUGUGAGUCUCCUCCUCGUAAUUCGCGUAAAGAUCGUAAACUGAACUCCAAAACAAGGAAACUGGCUAAUAAUACCAAUCCAGAUGGAGAAAAACCAAAGCCAGGAAAGAAUGGAGCUAGAAAAUUGUCACCAGCAUUGACAAGUGAAUCUCCAUCAUUUGAUUUUCUUGCUCCUUCUUGGAUCAAUUUCAAAUUCAACCGACAAGAUAUCUUAGAUGCCUUGGUGUACUAAAAAUCAUUCUUAAUCGGUACGGUACGGAACUUAAGUCUUGAUUAUAAACCACAGUUUUUGUAUUUUUUUAUUAAAACUGUGUUCUGUUACUAUUGUGAACAGAAUAUUCUACCAAUUGUAGUUUAGGCUACUAUAAUGCUUAAUCCUACGAAAUGAACAAAAACCAUUUUCUAUAAUGGUUUAUCAAUGUAAACCAUAUGAAAUUAUUACUAUUUUUAUGAUUGUAUAUGAACUAUUUGUUUAGUGUUUUUACUUGUUAUCAAUGAAGACUAUUCUAAGUAUUUGUUGGUUGGUAUAAAAAUUAUUGUAUUUUAUAUUUUAAUUUUCUAAAUAAAGUUUAGAUUUGUUUCAUGUGAUAUUAAUUUUAA
Molecule: messenger RNA, 1737 nt
Organism: Homalodisca vitripennis (glassy-winged sharpshooter)
Lineage: Eukaryota; Metazoa; Arthropoda; Insecta; Hemiptera; Cicadellidae
Gene: DCP2
Product: m7GpppN-mRNA hydrolase
Exons: 7
Coding region: 173-1369 (398 amino acids)
Biological process (GO): nuclear-transcribed mRNA catabolic process, nonsense-mediated decay; deadenylation-dependent decapping of nuclear-transcribed mRNA
Cellular component (GO): cytoplasm; P-body
Molecular function (GO): manganese ion binding; RNA binding; 5'-(N(7)-methylguanosine 5'-triphospho)-[mRNA] hydrolase activity
Source: RefSeq, a predicted model, not a curated record